CCCUCUCUCAACUCGGACUCUCUCUCGAUUCCUUGAAAUAGUCGGAGCCUUUUCGAAGAAAGAGUUCGACCGCGAUAUCAAAUUGAUGUGUUUUUCUUGUUGUUGACUGGUUGUAUGAGCAUGAUCCCAUAAUUGACGGGACGGUUGGUCAUACUUAAUUUUACACAUUCGACCAUCACUAUAGCUGUGACUGUUGUUCUUUGGAAACUUGUACGGAGAUGAGUUUUGUGUUUCGAGGUAGUAGACCAGAUAUAGAAACUGGAUUUUCAGAAUUUAUUCCCGAGCGCCGUGCUGUGCGUUUUCAUGCAGCGCGACCGGUUAAGUCUAACUCACUAGCAUUUCUUGUCACGGUUCUCCUGCUGUUCAUGAUGCUCAACUCCAACCAGAUGUCACCGAAUUUUUUGCUCUGGCUCGUCCUUGGUGUCUUCUUGAUGGCAACAACCCUUAGGAUGUAUGCGACUUGUCAACAACUUCAAGCUCAGGCCCAGGUCCACGCUGCAGCUGCCAAUAGCCUACUUGGUCAUACUGAAUUGCGGUUGCACAUGCCACCAUCCAUAGCACUUGCAACAAGAGGACGUUUGCAAGGCCUUAGGCUUCAGCUUGCUCUUCUGGACCGGGAGUUUGAUGAAUUAGACUAUGAAACUUUGAGAGUACUGGAUACUGAUAAUGUUCCAUCAGUUCCAUCAAUGAGUGAAGAAGAGAUCAAUGCUCUUCCCGUCCACAAAUACAAGGUUACUGGUCUUCCAUGUGGCUCCUCUGCGGAACAUGGCUUGUCUUCAUUAUCCAUUGAGGAGAAAAAGCAAGAUGUAAGUGCUGCAGCUGGGAGCAUGAAGAGUUCAGAUGACGAGCUGAUGUGCACUGUAUGCUUGGAGCAAGUUUCAGCAGGAGAGCUCAUCCGAAGCUUGCCGUGCAUGCAUCAGUUCCAUGCAACUUGCAUUGAUCCAUGGUUGAGACAGCAGGGAACGUGUCCUGUUUGUAAAUUCAGAGUUGCAUCUGGAUGGCGUGAAAAUGGGCAAGGAAUCGACACUACAUUCAUGGUCUGAUUGGCGGCAGAGCCAACCAUAAACUGCUGAGUACCAAGUGUAAUGUAGAUGUCCCAAUACUUGUCGAUCGAAGCUUGUGCUGUCGAUGAUUUAUCAUAGGCAUUGUGAAGAAGCAGGAUUGAGUACUGUCAUUUAUGCUUUAAAUGGCAUCAGGGAGUCUUACAGUUGCUUAUAA
Rhodamnia argentea is the source of this 1218-nucleotide messenger RNA. RefSeq names its product E3 ubiquitin-protein ligase SDIR1-like. The record is from RefSeq and is a predicted model, not a curated record. The coding region runs from base 219 to 1043 and encodes 274 amino acids. NCBI's taxonomy places the organism in Eukaryota, Viridiplantae, Streptophyta, Magnoliopsida, Myrtales, Myrtaceae. The transcript is spliced from 9 exons.